This is a messenger RNA of Lactuca virosa, 426 nucleotides long. The record is from the annotation of a GenBank genome assembly. NCBI's taxonomy places the organism in Eukaryota, Viridiplantae, Streptophyta, Magnoliopsida, Asterales, Asteraceae.
AUGUCUUCACAGAAGAAGAACGCUUCAGAUAGAUUCAUUCUACGAGAUACUACUCAUACAUAUCAGUUCGAAGCUCUUCAACAGAAGUAUGGGUUUCUGCCGGAAGAAGACAUGACAUUCCCUAGUAAGAAUACCAAUUUCAUCAAUCCUCCUGAAUGGAAGAUUGGCAUUUAUGUGAAGCAUUUAGAUGUUGGGUAUCGUCUUCAAACGUCUAACUUUUUUCGAGAGGUUCUUCAUCAUCAUAAAGUUCAUUUUAAUCAGUCGGUGCCAAACGGAGUGGACAAGGUAGUUGUGUUCGAAAUGUUGUGUCAUGCUCAUGCGAUCACUCUCGAUUUGUGGGUAUUUCGCCAUUUCUUUUAUUUCACAUUGACUUCUUCCAGGGAAAGCUGCACCUUUGUUGUUCGUAAGCAUAGUUGUAACACCUGA